GGGACUCUCCUCCGGAAGUAAACGUAUCUGUUUCGAUGUGUUUCUUCAUGUCGAACGUCGCCGUCUUCGAGACACGACUCGUUGCCGAAGUCGAACCUUGUAAGACGAGGAGUCAGAUCAAGAAAUUGACUUUGUAGGACCAGUGCUGGUGCUGAAUGCGAUGCGUGACGGGAUCAUUGUAAGCAUCGAGGAGUAAAUCUCAGGCACAGCAUGUGCAAGGAUCACGAGGACUAAGACCUAACGAUUGACAUUCCACCACCAUGGAAAGUGUAGUUGAAAUUCCUAUUCGCAAACGAGCCUUGUAGGUCCGCAUUACUAGCACCAACUUAAGUCAUUUAAAGACGAUGCAUUGUAACUUUACUUCUGCACUAAACCUUUCAUCACACAGAGCAACUUUAUCGCUGCCUUUAGAUCACCUAUGUUAACUCUAACAGUAAAGAUCGGCUCGCCCGACAAUUGUCGGGCGAAAGUCAGCGAUAUAUACGCUAUCGUUCAAAGCUUUAUAUUACUAGUAUUCUCUGGAAUCAUGGAAUAACCGAAAGAGUAUAGGUUCAUUGCUCUCUAUCUUGAGGCGCUAUAACAGUCGUAGCUGCCUCUCACCGGCGAAGCUAGGCAUGAUAAUGCUUAGACAGCUAUCUCCUCCGCUUGGGCGCCGCCACCACAUCUAUACCUUGACCCCCCCCCCCAACCGGAGCGGCCAAGCCUUCCCUUCGUCCUUUCGCACUAUCCGAGCACUGUAGGACUUGCUGAGGCAUUAAGCUCACAUUUCGAGUCGUAUCUGCCAAAGUCUCAAACCCGAUACAGUUUAAUCUGAUUCCAGUCACGUAUCCGACACCAUGAUGCCAAUCGCGCUCGCGGACCUCCCUGCGGAGGUAUUGAUCGAUAUCCUCAGCGACGCAUGCACGGAUUCGGGUCUAACGGGUUGCUCGCUGACCUUAGUCUCAAGGGAUUUCCGCGCCUUAUGUUUCCGGAGCGGCAUUGAUAUUCAAUGUGCCGCCGUUUAUGGCUUGAAGAGGAUGCAUCGAAUCAGCGCGGACGAUGGGUCUCUACUUAGUGACUCGAGCUUCGCCAUGGAGCGGGCUACCACCAACCCCGACGAAUUUCCCGCCUCCAGGCUCAAUCGAAUUUUGCGCGCCAUCUCGCCGUACCACCUAAAGACGUUGACCAUCAUCACACCACACACUUUCCUGGCGACGUCCACCAGCCCCUCUAUAUUCACCUUCCCAUUUCCCUCUCUCUCAGAACUCACGCUCUAUGCUUGCAUAGCGCCGAGCUUCUUCGAUCACUCUCCUGCCACACCGAGCCUAAAACUAUUUCAUAUAGCUGCCUUUAAACAACUUCCAAACGACAUUGGUAGUUCGAUUUCGAAAGUCCCCCCGAAUUUGACACAUUUACGGAUCUCUGAGAAGAAUCUUCCACAUAUUCUCCCGUGAUCCCCAAACCUCUGGAUGAUGCGUUACCUAGUACCUCUCCCUCGGAUACCUUGCCACGGGGCAGGUUGCCUCCAAGACUACAUAAUGUCGUCAUCGGAUUUGCCCCCCUCUACCGAUUGUCAGGGGGGAACUCUGCGAGCCGGAUGAUUGCGCAUUUCCAGACUGUGGAGGAGUUGAAACGAAUUAUGCCACCAGAUGAACCUAAUUCAACGAAGGGGAACAAACUGGUGAUAUUGGAUCCACCACCAGUUGCUGAGGAAUAUGAGAGAGAUGGCGUUAUGCGGGAGAGAUAUAAGUUGAUUCGAACGGAGUGGGAGGAGAGGAUACCUGGUGAGGAAGGAUGUUGGAAGGUGGCAUAGGAUUUGAAUGAGAUUCAUUUGAUCUCAUUCAGUUUUCUCUCGUCGGACUCAUUGCAGGAUCACAUUCUGUAGACUAUCUAGGUUCCGAGAUACUCAUUCCAAAUAGAAUCGCUCCUUUGUCUCA
This is a messenger RNA of Somion occarium, 1916 nucleotides long. The record is from the annotation of a GenBank genome assembly. NCBI's taxonomy places the organism in Eukaryota, Fungi, Basidiomycota, Agaricomycetes, Polyporales, Cerrenaceae.